Heterocephalus glaber (naked mole-rat) is the source of this 3834-nucleotide messenger RNA. The record is from RefSeq and is a predicted model, not a curated record. NCBI's taxonomy places the organism in Eukaryota, Metazoa, Chordata, Mammalia, Rodentia, Bathyergidae.
UGACUUCAUGCGGCCAGAGCUAGGCGGCGGGAGCGGCAGCUGCAGCUGGCAGGUGGGGUGGGGGCCGGCGGGAGCUGACCACGCACUCGGCCCAGCGAGACGGGACUGCGGCCGGGGUUGCAGGCUCCCAGGACACGCACUGACUCGAUCAGGGGAAGGCCUGUGUCGACGUCAAACUUCACAAGUCUGCUUUCAAGUGCUGUCCCUGCUAUGUGGAUAUUUGUUAGCAAUGACUGAUGUGGAAACUACAUAUGCAGAUUUUAUUGCUUCAGGAAGAACAGGUAGAAGAAAUGCAAUACAUGAUAUCCUGGUUUCCUCUGCAAGUGGUAACAGCAAUGAAUUAGCCCUGAAAUUAGCUGGUCUUGAUAUCAACAAGACAGCAGAAGGCGAAGAUGAUGCACAGAGGAAUUCGACAGAACAAAGUGGGGAAGCCCAGGGAGAAGCAGCAAAAUCUGAAAGCUAACCCCCCACUUUGACCUUCAACAACACCUGACAACAUGGCGAAUCUCCAGGCGUUGCUGGAAUGAAUGUGCUUCCAUGAGCAAAAAGGGGGAAAAGAAAAUGGCUGUGCUGCAUCACAGGAACCUGCUUGUUAUCAUAUUGAAAAUGGGGGCAGAGGCUGUGGCUGCAGACAGACUUUUCUCUACCUCCAUCAUUAGCAAUGGUUGAAAUCAUGUGGCUUGUGUUUGGAUGUCAUUUUUGUAUGGAUCCUUUCACUUGACCAUGUGAUGAAAUGCUUGUAGAGAGUAGCUCUGACCUAGAUGAUGAUUCCUGUAGCAUCUGGCCCCUCAUAAUGUCAGAGGAUUUAAUUGUGUCUAAUUGCAAACAGUUGGUUGAACCCCAGAGUUUAAAUAGCUCUGGCUUAAGUAUUUACCCAGUAAAAGAAUCAUCCAGAAAGCACUGUUUUUAGCAUUAUGUAUCCGUGUGUUACUGCUGUGUUAUUUACUGUUUUGUAUUGUACAGUAUAGACGCUCAGCACUGCCCCCUUCUUUGAUUGCUUAUUGAAAACAAAAAUGAUGCAUAUUACUGUGAAUUUUUAUACCACUCAUUUUUUAAAGGGCUGCCUGUUUUGUUUUUCAUGGUGUGGUGGUGUGCACGGAACAGAACACAUUUUUUACAAUGUAAUCUUUCCUCUUGAUCAUUGUAUAUUGAUGAAUUAAAUCUAAUAGAUUCAUCAAGAUUCCUUUGCUUUAUUAUACAGACAUUUGAAAAUAUCCAUUAAUGUGAAUAUCACUUGAAUUCUGUCUGUUUGGUGUCUGUACAGAGUGGAAUUUAAUCUGUCAAUUUUCUUUUAGGCCCAAGUAGCAAAUUUCUCCCAUCUAAUAUUGUUAAUUAUGAAACUUUGGGGGAAUUGAAAAGAUAGAUAAGAGAAGCCAACAUAAUCCUGAGAACUGGAAAUAUUUUGUUCUGUAGAAUCAGAUUUCCCACAAUGCUGUAUGCCACUAUUUAAAUUUGGAGAAAAAUUUGCCUCCACCAGGCUGAGAAGGAUGGAAAAAGUGAUCUUGCAAUCAUGUGGGUACCAAUCACUAAAGUAAAGCCCUCGUGUCGUGUUUUUCAUGUCUUUUUUCAGCCCUAUCUGAUCCAAAUGUUAUUAUGCACUUUUUAAUGUUUGUAAACUUUUACUAUAAUUAGUGUGAACUGCAUUGUAAUUAUCACCAUUAGAAGCUAACAAAAUUUUCACUAAUACUAUUGAUGACUUAUGCUGUGUUUUAACAUCAUGAUUCUUUUGUGGAAACUUCCUGUGAGCUGUGUAAUCCCUCUGGUCAGUAUUAUGAAAUUAUUUGUCAGUGGUAAUAAAUAAGGAACCAGGAAUAUACAAGUGGUUUAUGAAUUACUGGACAAAUAACAUAUAACAGGAAACCUCUUUGCAAUAAAGAGCCCAUUUAGCUGUCCUUGAGGGUUUAGAAACAGUUCCAGGUGAUGUAGGUAGAUCAGCAUUUCAACAGGUAAUCUCAGUGGUUAUUCCAGGAACUCAGCUUUUCUCUAUAGUUACAGACAGGAUGAAAGGUAAGUCUGGUCACUUCUCCCUUUCCAGUACUUUUCACUGUCUGGGUUAAGGGUAUGAGUCUGAUUUGGUUCUUAAUCAGAUGUUACCUUCCCCACCCCUAUAAAAAAGGUAACAAUGUGAGUCUUUCUAAGAACAGAAAGAAAAUUGAUUAAAUUUUAAAUAUUUUUUAUCUAACCUGUGAGGGGGGGCAAAAUGCCCGUAAAAAAUUUAAACAAAUCUACCUAUUAAUAGAUUCUCAAAUACGAAGACAAGUUCCUGAGAUGAUUUUAGGCAAUCUCUUUUAGUCUGUUUCAAACAUCCAUCCUGCAAAAUUGGCUUGCCUUGUGUUCAUUUACUAUCUUGAUAGCUUUCUUGUGAAUCUAAAGUUUCUUCUUCCUUAAAAUUGUGGAAUUCCAAACUGAUUUCAUGUAAUUUUGUAAAGUUUAGAACCAGUGCUGAGUAUAUGUGGAAGGUUUAUAUUCAGGUAUGAUACACUAUUAUUAAUGCAUGUAGUGCCAAGUUUGUCUUUGAAUAUAUAAUUAGUGGUAAAUUGUGAAGUUAUACGGGGCUUUUUAGUUUGACCUCUUAAUGCUACUUUGUCUGGAAUACUAAAACUCAGUGGCAUCCCAAGCUGAGAAGAUAAAAAUUGUCUUUCCAAAAAACAUCCACAUUCUAUAAAGUUUGCUUAGCAAAAGUGUAUAAUAUUUUUCAUAUUUUACUUUGAUGUCCUUUUUUGCAAAAUAAUACUGAGCUGAAUUUUAAGGAGAGAAGGAAAGGAUAGGAAAGUAAGGCAAUGAUUUGACAAUCGGUAGUGGAUGUCUCCUAACAAACUAUCCCGAUAGUAAUCACUUUGCAGCUCAUGUUCUCACAUUUCAUCCCCAAACAAUUCAAUUAGAGUGAUUUAUCUGAUUUAACAUAUUAGAAAAUUAGUACUCAAAAGGGAAUAAUUUUUCCAAACAUGAAAAUCUAAUUGAUGAAAUUGAUAUUGGAAUCAUAUUUGCCUGUCUUCAAGAAGCUUUCCAUAGCACAUGCUAUAAAAUUAAAGCCAGUUACAAAGAAUGUUUACCUGGAAGAUAAUUUCUAGUGAUGGACUUAGCCUCCACAUUUCAGAGAAGGAAACUGAGUCUUAAGAAGACAUUGCUUUUUCUUAAGGUUACCUGUAUGAGUAUGACAAACACAUACCUAAAUCCUAGAAACUGUACUUUAAAAAAAAUUAUAAUUUAUUUUGGAAAGUAUGCUUCCCAGAAGAUGCAGUGGUCUGUUAACUUAGCAUGGUUCAGACUGCUUAUGUUCUUCGCUACUCCUUUUGCUUAAUUACCUAAAACUGUAAUUUCAGUUUUUGAGUCAUUUGCAACAUGUGAACUUGUCAAAUUUACUUUCUGUCAUGUAUCCCAUGGCAAUAUAUAUUUACCUUAAGUUCAAAGAAAUGUUUUUCCAAUCAAUAAUAGAAUCACAGGCUGUAAUUUCUAGGUGAUAUGAUACUCUCCAGAGAAGCCUACUAUAAUGUCUUAUACCUGAGUCUCACUCAGACAUUGUGGGACUGAGCCAUUUUAAAAGACAAACAAUAUUUCUUUGUCUCCUCAGAGAGACAAUAAUGGGUAAAGAAAUGCAACUAAUAGGUGGGAAUGCUUCUGAGUGAAACCUGUAAUAUUAAAGACAAACUGUAUAGUCAUUAAGUGAAAACAGGAAAUAUCUAUAAUUUAUGAUGUCUUAAUAAGCCCUAAAUUGUUCUUUAGUUAAGAGUGGCAGUCUCUGAAGUCAUUUGUGAGCUUGUAUGACUUUUGUAUUUAGCAAUGUUGCACGCUCACAUAAUUAAUAUUAAAAGUAACACAUUUUUCUGAAAUGUA